UCCUGCCCCUCUCUCUCUCUCUCUCUACAACUCCAAUCCUAUUGUCUCCCAUUUCCUCCGCCUUUACCCCGAAGCUUCUUCCUCCCCACAAACCUCCAGUUAAUCAUUCUACUAAAACCCCAAAUGAAGCUGCAUUUGGUGGAGCAGAGCUUGAUUGAGACUUGAAAUGGUUUAAGAAACAUAUUCGCAAACACAAUAGAUACAUCGACAAGGACAGCAGACUUUGCAUAUGGCUCCGGAGAAUAACUGGCUCUCAUUCUCUCUCUCCACAAUGGAAAUGCUCAGCUCGUCGUCGCAGUCUCAGAUGUUGCAGCAACAAUCCGCGAUGAAGCAGCAGCAGCUCGUGCCCUUCGAUGCCGCCUCGGCUGAUUCUCAGCAAUACUGUUACUACGAUAACUACUAUAAUACUAGCGGUUGGGAAAACAGGUCUCAAGGACUCUACGGAGGACAAAACCAAGUGGUAAAAGAAGUCACAGGCCAAAGCAUUGCCGACUCAUCCAUCUUCACAGGCCUAUUCGUCGACUCACAAAUGCACCACCAACCCCCACCAAAGCUCGAAGACUUCCUCGGCGGUGACACGUCGUCGUUCCAAACAGAAACCCAGGACUCAUCCUCCCUCACUCAUAUCUAUGAUCAGAGUGGCGCCUCGGCCUACUUCAACGACCACCACGACUUCAAAACGAUCAAUCCUGGAUCGGCCGGGUUCCAGGCGUUUUCAGCCAAUUCGGGAUCGGAGGUGGAUGACUCGGCCUCUGUGGCCAGGACUCAGUUGGGUUGUGUGGAUUAUGCGGGUCAGUACACUGAGUCAGGCCACGAGUUGGCCCUUUCACAGUGCCCAAAUGGUGGUUUGUCCCUGGGUGGUAAUAAUAACCAGAGAUCUGAGAAGGCUCUGGUUUCUGUUGACUCGGAUAGUUGUAAGAGGAUCACUGAUACGUUUGGGCAGAGAACUUCGAUUUACAGAGGAGUCACUCGGCAUAGAUGGACGGGUAGAUACGAAGCGCAUCUAUGGGACAACAGCUGUAGAAGAGAGGGCCAGGCCAGAAAGGGACGUCAAGUGUACCUGGGUGGAUAUGACAAGGAAGAUAAGGCAGCAAGGUCUUAUGAUUUGGCAGCUCUAAAAUACUGGGGUCCCACUGCCACCACCAACUUCCCGGUUGCUAAUUAUACCAAAGAACUCGAGGAGAUGAAACAUUCUACCAAGCAAGAAUUCAUUGCCUCACUGCGAAGGAAGAGUAGUGGGUUUUCAAGGGGAGCAUCUAUAUAUAGGGGUGUAACAAGACAUCAUCAACAGGGCCGAUGGCAAGCAAGGAUAGGUCGUGUUGCGGGAAACAAAGAUUUGUAUCUUGGAACAUUUGCCACAGAAGAAGAAGCAGCAGAGGCAUAUGACAUAGCGGCAAUAAAGUUCAGAGGUUUGAAUGCAGUAACCAAUUUCGAGAUGAACCGAUACGACGUUGAAGCCAUUAUGAACAGUUCUCUUCCAAUUGGUGGCACCGCUAAGAGGUUAAAGCUCUCACUCGAGGCGGAGCAGAAACCUUCGUUGAACCAUGAACUACCACUCCAAUGCAGCAGCAACACCAGCACUAGCAUCAAUUUCUCUCCCGUACAGUCACUUCCGGGAAUCCCAUGUGGAGUGCCUUUUGAUGCCGCCACUCGUUACCACCACAAUCUUUUCUACCUCCAUUCUAACAACGGUGGCUCUUCUGAUGCCCCUAACUCGGCCACCUCCAUGGUGACAACCCCCAUGACCUACUUGCCCCCACCAGCUGAGUUUUUCAUUUGGCCUCACCAAUCCUAUUAACUAUGAGGAUACUAUUCAGUGGUCCCGUAAACCACCGCUGUGCAUGUGGCGAUCCCGUAAACCACCAUGUCAGCGUGCUAAGUUGGUGCUUCUGGACUAAUGAAAAACUACUCAUUAACAUGACCUAUUAGUUAACUUCCUGAUCGACAACUACCAUUCAGCUAAUAAUGUUAACUUCCUAGCCUUUGUUUGUGAUCUUCUCUGAAACCUGACCUUAUCUGACCCAGUAAACUUUAGCUUAGCAUUUUGACUUUAGCAGGGCUUGUACACUGGGGGUGUGGAUGAAAGAUAAAAAAGUGUUUGACUUUCUUUAGGAAAAACUGAUGAGAAAAGCUGAAGUUCUGUUUGUAGGUUGAUGACGAUGUUUGUUGAAAUUGGGUGUAGGGCAAUCCAUCUUGUGGAAAGGUUUUGAUUCUUUUCCAGUUUUGGUUUUGUUGGAGUUGCUCCUCAUGCUAAUGGUUAUUGUACUAGUGCUGAAGUUAACAAUACAGAAUCACAGUUUCCUUCUUCUGA
Rhododendron vialii is the source of this 2311-nucleotide messenger RNA. Its product is annotated as AP2-like ethylene-responsive transcription factor AIL6. Gene Ontology annotation, molecular function: DNA binding; DNA-binding transcription factor activity. Gene Ontology annotation, biological process: regulation of DNA-templated transcription. NCBI's taxonomy places the organism in Eukaryota, Viridiplantae, Streptophyta, Magnoliopsida, Ericales, Ericaceae. The coding region runs from base 230 to 1798 and encodes 522 amino acids. The record is from RefSeq and is a predicted model, not a curated record. The transcript is spliced from 10 exons.